AAUAUGGCUGCCUGUGUAUUUCCGUAAAACAUGAAUACACUAAUAAUGAAAGGGUGUAGCAAUUUGCUGUUGUGUUAAAGUUUCUGGCAUCGGAGGUCAACUCUGCGUUCGAGUGACACAACCAGGGAAGAUGGCGUGGCACUACAACCGUGCCACGUCCCGUUUCAGCGGAGAAAUCAACAAAUAUCCUCGACACGUCGCCAUGCUCUACCUGACUUCUUGUCUGCUCCUGCUGUUCUCGGCGGCGGAGGCCGGACUGUACACGGCGUCUGAUCAAAUCGUCGUCCUCACCCCGGACAAUGUUAAGUCCGUUUUGGUCAAUUCUAGUUCGGCGAUAGUGGUGGAGUUCUACGCAUCGUGGUGUGGACACUGCAUCUCAUUCUCGCCCGUCUAUAAACGCCUGGCGAGAGAUAUGAAAGAAUGGAAGCCCGCUGUUGACCUGGCAGCCAUCGACUGUGCUGAUGAGAAUAACAGGAAAGUGUGCAUAAGCUACAACAUCAGGGGAUAUCCAACUGUAAAGUUCUUCCAUGCCUACAGCCGGGAGGAUUCUGCUGGAGAGACUUUAACAGGUUUGGGGCAUGACUCCCAAGCCUUCCGUCACCGCAUUGUGGAGCUAAUGGAAAAGCACCAGGACCCGUGGCCACCAGCCUGCCCACCACUAGAACCCACCAGCCAAGCUGAAAUCGAUAUCUUCUUGGAGACCAACAACGUUCGACACCUUGCCCUGAUCUUUGAGGAUGCGAGCUCCUACAUCGGCAGAGAGGUGACCUUGGACUUGUUGCAGUUUGAGAACAUUGCAGUGCGGAGGGUCCUGAGUACUGAGGAAGGCCUUGUAACCAAAUUGGGGGUGACUGAGUUCCCCUCCUGCUACCUUUAUCAUCCAGGAGGCAACUUCACCAGACUCAAAGUGAAUAUUGAAGCCCGUACUUUCUACGCCUACGCCCUUCAGGGGCUUCCAGGCGUGGUGCGUUCAGGGAAGUCUCAACCGGCCGCCACAGAGCACAUCAGCACGCACGCAGAGGAGAUCUGGAGACCAUUCAACAGAUCCAGGGUGUACAUGGCCGACCUGGAGUCGAUGCUGCACUACUCGCUGCGGGUGGAGCUGGCUGCUCACCCUGUCAUCACAGGAGAGGCGCUGACUUCUCUCCGAAAGUACAUCUCAGUCUUGGCAAAGUACUUCCCAGGCCGCCCUAUGGUGACGAACCUGUUGAAGACGCUCAGUUCAUGGCUCCAAAACCAGACCGGGGACCAAAUUUCCUAUCAAGCUUUCAGUCAGAUCCUGGAGAAUUCCACACAGGUUCCAGAUGCUGCCUUGCCCGAGGGCGUGAGGUGGGUAGCUUGCCAAGGCUCACAACCCCACUUCCGACGUUAUCCUUGUGGCGUGUGGACGCUCUUCCAUCUCCUGACGGUCCAAGCCAAGAAGGCUGGCGGCUCAGAUCCCAAGGAGGUGCUGAGCGCUAUGGCAGGCUACAUCAGCAAUUUCUUUGGCUGCAGGGAGUGUGCCGAACAUUUUGAGAACAUGGCCAAGGGGGGCCUCUCGGAGGUGAACACCUUUACUGACGCCGUUCUCUGGCUUUGGUCUCGACACAACCGGGUCAACAACAGAAUAGCAGGUGCUUUGAGCGAGGACCCCAACUUCCCAAAGAUCCAGUGGCCUCCACCUGAAGUGUGUGCAGAUUGUCACACAGUAAAAGCCAACGGGGACCACAAGUGGGACCCCCAGCAGGUUCUGUCCUUCCUUCAGGACCACUUCGCUUCCGAACGCAUCCUCACAGACUACUUGGAAGAUGAAAAUGAGGUUCUGGCCAAGCAGAAGGUAAAACGAGCUAACCUACUGCAAAUGUCGGAGGCUCAGAAGCGUAGCGAAAGAGAAGCCAAAGAGGCCGUGGACCCUUCCAACCAUCAUCCUCCAACGCAAGCUCAUGUGGAAGAGGAGGAGGAAGAAGAAGAGGUGGCAGAUGAAGAGGACAACGGAGGAGCAGCAGCAGCAGCCGCCCAAGUGGAAAGUAAGAACCUUGAGCCAACACCGUGGGCAGGAGCGGAAACCAGGCUGGGCUGGGAUCGGCGAAUGGACAUCCGGAGGCCGAGCAUCGUGGGGAUGAAGGUGCGAGACGCGCAAGAGGACAUCGUGGACCUGGACUCCUUGGUCAACCAGCACUACAAAGCCAAAGCCGUGCAGGUGGCCACCUCCAGCCGAGUCAAACAACGCACCCUGCAGAGGAACCGCGAGGAGCGCGACUCCGGGCCUGUUUUCGGGCUGGGCGGCAAGCUCAGCAUGACGGGCCGGGAGUCAAACUUGGGUUCCGACGACGGGACGCGCAUGAAGAAACGAGAACUUUCGGCCCGGCGCUUGAUUGACGACGACGGCGGCUUGAGCCGGAGGGGCCGCUGGAUGUCCAUGCUGAGUAUCGGCUUCUCCAAAGUUGACAUCAGCCUCUGCGUCAUCCUCUACUUCCUGUCCUCCAUGUGUCUCCUGGCUAUGUACCUCUUCUUCAAAACCCGCCUCCGUUCACGGCGGGCAAAAGUGUCACUGCCCUGAGCCAAAGUGUGGUCCGACCAAAUCCAAAAAUCGGCCUAAGUGGAUGUGUCCAGAUUAGACCAGCCCACUUAACUGCGUCACCCUGCUGGUCUGGUUCUGUGCUUCAAGGUGCUUCUGGUUCCUUCCACUAGUUGAAAGCAUUUCAGCAAACACGCCUUCCGAUGGCAACUUUGUGCAUACGGAUGUUUAUUCUCAUCAAUGGAAUCGGGGUGAAUGAAGGACCUUUUUUUUUUUUUGAUUAUUCUUUGAAGGACAUUUUAACGCAUCAGCAGUCAAUGGAACGACUCAAUAUUCCUCUACUGUGAUUUCAAAGAUUUUUUUUUUUAUGCUUUUUGGUUUGUGCAUGUUUUAGUUAUUUUUGGACUUCUACUGUGAGUUCCACUUUGUACCACAUUAGGUGUACCAGUGCAAUCUACUGCAGUGAUCCCCAAACUUUAUUGCGCCAAAGCACGUUUUACAAAAAAUCACAACACACCACCAAACAAAAAAAAAAAUCGAAAACGUUCCAAAAGGUGUAGGGAUCAAGCCAUGCUGCAAAUAGCCAAAAAUCUGAUCAGGUCGAUGGACUUUUGUGAGGAUAAGCAAUUCAGAAAGUGAACCACCAUUUGCCAUAUAUGUACAUUAUUUGUAGUAAUUAAUUAAAAAUCUGACAAUUGAAAUUGACUAAUUACACCUGAUUAGCUUUCAUGGUACACGAGUCCUUUUUUUUUUUUCUAAACUCGAUGAUUGUGUCAGUGUACCUAAUGAAAUGUUCGAUAUUUUCUUGAAUCCCAAUUACUUUCCACUGUCCUUUAAUUUCAUAUUGAUACAGUCAAUGGGAAAAUUUUGUUUAUUAUAAUUCCGUAACUUAAUGGUAUCGCAUAUUGUUUGAUGGUUACAAUACAAUCAGAAUUAGUUGAGUUGUUUUGCAGCACAUCGAAUGAUUACAUCACUGUGCUGAGUCGUCAAGACGGAUGCUUGUGUUCAUGAAGAGCGCACAGACUAAUGUCAUUGUGUUCAUGGUGGAAAAGAAGGUUUUGUGUUUUUCUGUCUUAUUUUCAAUGUCCAGAGGUGAAACGUCUUCAUUAUCUGUGACAUUAAAAAGUGUUUCCGUAACUUUU
Syngnathus acus (greater pipefish) is the source of this 3639-nucleotide messenger RNA. RefSeq names its product quiescin Q6 sulfhydryl oxidase 1 (gene qsox1). Bases 131 to 2539 code for a protein of 802 amino acids. Gene Ontology annotation, biological process: protein folding. Gene Ontology annotation, cellular component: Golgi membrane. Gene Ontology annotation, molecular function: protein disulfide isomerase activity; flavin-dependent sulfhydryl oxidase activity. The transcript is spliced from 13 exons. Lineage: Eukaryota; Metazoa; Chordata; Actinopteri; Syngnathiformes; Syngnathidae. The record is from RefSeq and is a predicted model, not a curated record.